This is a messenger RNA of Paramecium tetraurelia, 891 nucleotides long. RefSeq lists its product as uncharacterized. The transcript is spliced from 2 exons. The record is from RefSeq and is a predicted model, not a curated record. NCBI's taxonomy places the organism in Eukaryota, Ciliophora, Oligohymenophorea, Peniculida, Parameciidae.
AUGAGCAGAGCUGGUGAAUUCCAAAAUAGAGUUGAAAAGAUUAUAGAAAAUGUAUUUGAAACUAAUUCAUUAUCUAAUUAGUAUCUUUAGAAGCAUAAAAUAUUUAAUAUGAAAAAUUCAAUUAAUCAUGUUGAUGCAUCCAAUUCUGAAUUUGAUCUGCUCGAAAAAUAAAUGACCAGAAAUAAUAUGAUAGAUGAGUUAAUUCGAAAAAUUUCGGUGUUGGUAGAUGCUGCAAAUGAUCACAAUAAAAUUGAAGUAUUUCAUCAAUUAAUCUACAUGUAGAUUGAGUAGAAGUUUAUUCGAUUUGAAUAAGAAAUUUCUAAUCUUAGAUCAAUAAUUAUGAUGCAAACAGAUAGUAAUCCUACUUAAUUAACUAUUACACGUUCGGAAAAUAACUCUUUUAUUGAAAUGAGUGAUUCGUUUCUGAAUGAUGAAAAUGUUUCUUCUUUCAAAAAAAAACUAAAAGAAAUUCAAGAAUAGUUUUCAAAGAAAACAUAACAAAUAGACAAUAUGCUUACUUUAGUUAUUGAUUAACAACUGCAAUUAAAACAAUAAAUAAUUCUAAGUCCUUCAACAAAUCAAUCUAACGAAUCUUAAUUGGAUCUCCAUUAAUAAGCCGACAAGAUAUUGAACAUAAUAUAACCAAGUAACAAUAAGUAGUAAUGUUUAUUAGAAAUACAAUUUUUGAAUAAGGAACAUUUUGAUGAAAAAUAUCAAUAGUUCAAAAAAGUGAUGGAAGAAAUGAAGAAGAGUGCUAAAGAGAAGCAGUCUCUUUUAAUGACCAUUGUUGAUGAGUGCAAAAGGGAUUGCGAAAAAAUUGAAAAAAAAUUUAAUGAACAUAUUACUUAGUUGAAUGCAGAAAAGAAGAAAUCUUGGAUUCCUUUCAAAUGA